Messenger RNA from Syngnathus acus (greater pipefish), 2239 nucleotides. It is a transcript of the gene gna12a, whose product is annotated as guanine nucleotide binding protein (G protein) alpha 12a. Gene Ontology annotation, molecular function: GTPase activity; guanyl nucleotide binding; G-protein beta/gamma-subunit complex binding. The record is from RefSeq and is a predicted model, not a curated record. Lineage: Eukaryota; Metazoa; Chordata; Actinopteri; Syngnathiformes; Syngnathidae. Gene Ontology annotation, cellular component: brush border membrane; heterotrimeric G-protein complex. Gene Ontology annotation, biological process: Rho protein signal transduction; adenylate cyclase-modulating G protein-coupled receptor signaling pathway.
CCCCUCCCCUCCCAUCCCGGCCGCUGCCCAAGUUCACCACCGCUGUUCGGCUGCGGUGUUGUGGAAAGUUUGGACGCGCCUUGGACGUUACAACCUGCCUUGUUAUUUGACUUUGGAGGACACGAAGUGGAUUUAACUGGAUAUUUUGUAGAGAUUAAAACUUUUUUUAUUCAAGCGCGUUGCAUUUUUCUUUGAGUUUACAUGGCGUGCUCCAACCAAGACUCGUCCCGUCUGUUGGUGACCGAACAGACGUCAACGUUACUCGCUCGCUCGCUUUGACUGUUGAAAUUAGACAUGAUCUCAACCCUAAAAGACAGUUUUAAUUAAAUGUAGGCCAAACAAAUUAUGUCGGGAGUGGUCCGCACCCUCAGCCGCUGUCUGCUGCCGGCUGAGGCGAGCCGAGACGCGGGCAGCAAGCAGAGCAGCCGGGGAAGGGACGCCGCGCAGGAGCGGGAGGCUCGUCGGAGAAGCCGGGAGAUCGACGCCAUGCUCGCACGGGAGAGAAGAGCCGUGAGGCGGCUGGUGAAGAUCCUGCUGCUCGGCGCCGGAGAGAGCGGAAAGUCGACUUUUCUCAAGCAGAUGCGCAUCAUUAACGGACAAGAGUUUGACAAGAAAGCACUGCUGGACUUCAGGGACACUAUUUAUGAAAAUAUACUGAAGGGAAUGCGCGUGUUGGUGGACGCCCGUGACAAGCUUGGCAUCAGCUGGCAAAGCUGCGAGAACGAAAAGCAAGGCAUGCUGGUGAUGUCGUGGGAGGGCCGAGCAGGCGCCGUGGGCGUCGAGCCCGGCGAGUUCCAGCUGUACGUGAUGGCGCUCAGCGCGCUGUGGCCCGACGCCGGCAUCCAGCAGGCUUACGCCAGGCGCUCCGAGUUCCAGCUGAGUGAGUCGGUCAAAUACUUCCUGGAUAACUUGGAACGGAUCGGUCAGCUGAGCUACAUCCCAAGCCGGCAGGACAUUCUUUUCGCUCGCAAAGCCACCAAGGGCAUCGUGGAGCACGACUUUGUCAUCAAGAAGAUUCCCUUCAAGAUGGUGGACGUGGGCGGGCAGCGGUCGCAGAGGCAAAAGUGGUUCCAGUGCUUCGACGGAAUCACCUCCAUCCUCUUCAUGGUGUCGUCGUCCGAGUACGAUCAGGUCUUGAUGGAGGACCGUCGCACCAACCGGCUUGUGGAAAGCAUGAACAUCUUUGAGACCAUCGUCAACAACAAACUCUUCCUCAACGUCUCCAUCAUCCUCUUCCUCAACAAGACCGACCUACUGGUGGACAAGAUCCGGACUGCCGACAUCCGCAAGAACUUCCCGGAGUUCAGGGGAGAUCCGCGCCGGCUGGAGGAUGUGCAGGCGUUCCUGGUGCGCGUUCAGAGCCGCAAAAGGAGAAACCGAGGCAAGCCGCUCUUCCACCACUUCACCACGGCGGUGGACACCGAAAAUAUCCGCUUCGUCUUCCACGCAGUCAAGGACAACUCCCUACAGGAGAAUCUCACGGAUAUCAUGUUGCAGUACACUCAAACAUUCUUGAUUCUUGAGAGAAAAGGAAACCCGGGAACCCUAACGGUGCUGGAUUGAGACCCUGUGAGCGAGUUGAGCGGACACUCUAAUGUGCAUCUAGGGACAACCUGUGGAGCUGUGACCCAACCCAUUUCAGACCACGCACUUCCCUUUCUUACUUUUACAAAUUGAACAACACAAGCGCUCAAAGUGUUUGGUUGCUCUGGACGUCUUAAAGACUAAUGCCAACACAGUCACUAAAUCAAGUCAGGAGCGGAGCGGGGGAGCUCCACAUGAACUAACAUGUGGGCCUCGUGGUCAUAUGCUGCGUUAUGUGAAGUGUCCCGCAGUCAGUGAACUUGCAGCAAGGGUAGAGUCGAUGAUUAUGAUUCACGUCGGAUUGGUCUUCCUCCGCUUGUAUUUGUUGUUCCUUUAUGUGUGCCCAAAAAAAAAAAAAGUACCAACUCUCUAGACAGCAGCACUGUAAAUGUACAACUAACCCACAUGGCACAGCGUUUUGUUUUUUAUUUUGAAAUCAUGUAAAUAGAUGUCGUCACAGCACUGAUAUAUGCUGAGACAAAAAGGACAAACCAUGGAGUGAAAGAAAAAGGAUGAAAAAACAGGACGAAGACAUGAUGGAGAAGACAUGUGUUCCCCCUCGUUUUUGACCUUCUUUAUUUUUUUUGGUUUUUUAAAUUUUGGGUGCCUUAUGGCUCUGUAUUUUGUGGUGAAAUACACUGCUGUUUGCCCAAAA